CCCGCCUGCUAAAAAAUUUAUUUUUAAUUAUAGGUCCGUUUUAACCAAUCAAUAGCAGGUACAUGGGAUGUGACUAGAACGACCCAAAAAAAACAUUUUUUGUGCUUUACUACCACUAUCACUACUAUGGGAUACACAACGGCAUCCCAUGACCAAGUGUGUGUACCAGAAACACUAUUGAAAAAGAGAAGAACUACGGAAAAGACAGAUGCAGAGAAACAAUUACAAAAGAGCCAAUGCCAAAAAGAACAAAAGAAUGUACGAAAGAUAAUCUUUAAAAAGGCCGAUGACUAUGUGAAAGAAUACCGACAAAAGGAAAACGACGAAAUUCGACUAAAGAGACAAGCCAAGAGUGGAGGCAAUUACUACGUCCCAGCACAACCUAAAUUAUUAUUUGUGAUUCGUAUCCAAGGUAUCAACGAUAUUCAUCCCAAAGUACGCAAAGUAUUACAGCUGUUCCGAUUAUUGCAGAUCAAUAAUGGUGUGUUUGUACGCAUUAAUAAAGCGACACUUGCUAUGCUUCAAAUCAUUGAACCGUACGUCACCUACGGUCCACCUAAUUUAAAGACAGUGCGAGAAUUGAUCUAUAAACGUGGAUAUCUGAAAUGCAAUGGACAACGACUUCCUAUAACAGAUAAUCAAAUAAUUGCAGAAAACCUAGGUCAAUUUGGCAUCAUUUGCAUCGAGGAUAUCAUUCAUGAAAUAUUCACAUUGGGUGAUCAUUUCAAACAAGUCAAUAAUUUUUUAUGGCCUUUUAAAUUAAGUAACCCAAACGGUCAUAAGAAAGUCUCUUGGAAACCUCGUAAAUUUAUCCAUUAUGUGGAAGGCGGUGAUGCUGGUGAUCGUGAAUUCGAUAUUAACAAAUUAAUUCAGUCCAUGAAUUAACUCUCCUUUGUACAAUAAACCCCCCAAUCAUCUUGCCCCCUUUCUCCCUUUUUUAAAAAAUGUUGUCAGCUAAAUCGAGAAUGUGACUGC
Molecule: messenger RNA, 975 nt
Organism: Mucor mucedo
Lineage: Eukaryota; Fungi; Mucoromycota; Mucoromycetes; Mucorales; Mucoraceae
Product: ribosomal protein L30, ferredoxin-like fold domain-containing protein
Exons: 2
Coding region: 127-885 (252 amino acids)
Biological process (GO): maturation of LSU-rRNA from tricistronic rRNA transcript (SSU-rRNA, 5.8S rRNA, LSU-rRNA)
Cellular component (GO): cytosolic large ribosomal subunit
Molecular function (GO): structural constituent of ribosome; RNA binding
Source: RefSeq, a predicted model, not a curated record